AUGUUCUUUCCAAGUUGAGAGAUGCGGCCAAGUUGUCCUGCAUGGAGGGUGGACAAGUGCACAUUCCCACCAUCAAGGGGAGAAAGUGUGCCUUUUCCUGCACUUCAGUUGACCUCUGUUCCCCGUCCCCUCCUCCGGUCUCUUUUCAUAUCCUUCUGCUUUCUCUCUUUUUGUCUCUCUGACUCUCAGUCUCUUUUUCUCCAGCACCCACAGCCCUUGGAGAAUGGCUCAUCUCUUUCAGUCCUGGAGAACCAGUCCUUGCGCCUGGUCUGUGUCGUCAACAGCAACCCCCCUGCCAGGCUGAGCUGGGCCCAGGGGCACCUGACCCUGUGCAGCCCGAACCCGGGGGUGCUGGAGCUGCCUCGGGUACAGGAGAGAGAUGAAGGGGAAUAUACGUGCCGAGCUCAGAAUGCAGUGGGCUCCCAGCACGUCUCCCUGAGCCUCUUGCUGCAGAGAAAAGCGUGGCCUUUAUCAGGAAGGCUGCUGGGGGCAGUCGGGGGAGCAGGUACAACGGCUCCGAUCUUCUUGGUUCUCUGCAUCAUCAUCAUCCUAGUGAGAUCCCAGAGGAAGAAAGUGACAAAGCCUUCAGUGGGCACCAAGAAUACAGGCAUGGAGAGUGCAAACGUUGUCACGAGGUCAGUGUCUCAGGGUCUCCUGAUUGAAGCCUGGGCAGGCAGCCUUCCCCCAGAUGCCGCCACGCCCUCCUUACGGGAGGAAGAAGAGCUCCAUUACACAACACUCAACUUUCACCAGACAGAGACUUGCUGCCCACAGGAACAGGUGGCCCCCUAGUAUUGAGUACUCAGAGAUCAGGAUUCACAAAUGAGAGACUGCUGAGACCCCGCCCUGGCUUGAGAGAUCUUGGCCCCUGAAGGGCAAAGAAAAAGUCAGGGGCCAAUUCCUGUAGACUUAGAAGCCCUCCAGGGGAUGAGCUGUGAGUACGACAGAAAGAACACAAGCUUUGUAAACAGAGUAUUUCAAGUGCAAAGUCAUAUGCUGUGCCUUUACCAAGUAAGCGACAGACCAAUCCCUGUCUUUCUGUGCCUCAGUUUCCUACUCUGUGAAAUAGGGAUGAGAAGCCUACCUGUAAGUUCAUGGUGAGAAAUUUAUAUAAAAAUGUAAGGGACCUAGAAUAGCAAAACAAUCUAGUGAAGGAAGAACACGGUUGGAGAACUCAGACUUUACUAUAAAGCUAGAGUAAUCAAGACACUGUGGUGUAGAACGGAAUCAAGUCCGUAAACAGAGUGUGUGUAUAUGGUCAGUUGAACAGCACCAAGUCAGUUCAGUUGGGAGAGGAGGGACUUUUCAACAAGUACUGGGAGAACAAGUAGGUCAAGGUUUAGAAACAAUGAAACUUGACCCCUUUUUCACAUCACAUGCAAAAAACUAGUCUGAAAUGAAUCGUAAACCUAAAAGUAAAAGUGAAAACUAUAAAUACUUUAUUAUUGUGCUGCCCAAUAUGGUAACCACUAGCCGCACGUGGCCCUGGAGAGGUGCUACACUUAGUAUGCAAAAAAGAAAAAAAAGAUAAAAGAUCCCAUUAACAAUUUUUCAUAUUGAUUACCUGUUGGAAUGAUAAUACUUUGGAUAUACUGGUUCUUUUAGACUAUUAUUAAAAGUGAUUUCAUUCAUAUUUCUCUGAUGAUGAGUGAUGUUGAGCAUUUUUUCAUGGCAGUUUCUUUUUAGUUUUUUUUGUUAUAGGUACCAGAAUUUUGAAAUUACAUGUUUGCUUUGCAUUAUAUUUCUAUCGGACAGCAUUGCUCCAGAAGAAAAUUUAGGAGUAUAUUUAUGCAUGUGCAUAGAUUUCUUAUAGGACAUCCAAAAUAGUAAGCAUUAUGUGUGUGUGUGUGUGUG
Molecule: messenger RNA, 1854 nt
Organism: Acinonyx jubatus (cheetah)
Lineage: Eukaryota; Metazoa; Chordata; Mammalia; Carnivora; Felidae
Product: sialic acid-binding Ig-like lectin 8
Exons: 4
Coding region: 22-792 (256 amino acids)
Biological process (GO): cell adhesion
Cellular component (GO): plasma membrane
Molecular function (GO): sialic acid binding
Source: RefSeq, a predicted model, not a curated record